Molecule: messenger RNA, 1335 nt
Organism: Trichoderma atroviride IMI 206040
Lineage: Eukaryota; Fungi; Ascomycota; Sordariomycetes; Hypocreales; Hypocreaceae
Biological process (GO): regulation of DNA-templated transcription
Molecular function (GO): DNA-binding transcription factor activity, RNA polymerase II-specific; zinc ion binding
Source: RefSeq, a predicted model, not a curated record
AUGGGUUCAUCAAGCGGUUCUCACUCCAGCCAUCACAAGCGGUACGCCUCUCCUCGGGACAGCAUCUCGCCCUACGCCUCGUCGUAUGCAGAACGCAGAUCCAACCAGUACGCCCAGAGCGACUCCCACUCUCGGAGCAGCGUCAUGAGUGACCAGGAGGGCGAGGAGCCAACUCCGCGCAAGAGAAUCUCCGUUGCAUGCCUACGAUGUCGUAAGAGAAAGAUCCGAUGCACAGGCGACAGCGGAAACGGCCAGCCAUGCCUCAACUGCAAGAAUGCCGGCCACGAGCCCUGCCAGUUCCUCCGGGUGGCUUCUCACGAGACGCCCAUCAUCAAGAGCGAUUCCUUCAGCUACAACCUCGACGUCGCCCGCAGCUACCAGGCCCGCGGCGCCUCCAUCAUGCCCCCCAUGCCAACUCCUCCUCUGCCAUCCUCCUACGCAGACCCCAUGCAUGUGCCCAGCGGCGAGGCCUUGGCGUAUAAGAACGGCUCUGCCUACGCCUACGGCAACAAGUACUAUCCCAUGUCGACCUGGACAAACGGCUACGUCGAGGACGGCAACGUCGACUACGCCGUGUAUCCGCAGCCUUACCAGCCAGCGGCCGUCCAGCCCCCCGUGCAGCAACAGGAUGCCUCGUACAUGAUGGGCUAUCGAAUGGGCACAAGUUCCCCUGCUCCCAUGAAGCACGAGGGCCCCGGUGCUCCGCCGCUGUACGUCGAGCCAAACGCUGCUGCAUACGGCUAUCCUGCCGGACCUUCUGCAACGUCCACAGUGGCAUCCAUGAUUCAUCGCCCUGCUGCCAGUACCGAUGCAAACUCCGGCUAUGCCUAUCAAAGCGUUGCUUCCGGAAUCCCCAGCCACAUGGGCACCAGUGAAAGACUCCUCCCAGCACCUUCUACACGCUCCUUGACAAGUGCCCCUCAACAGCAUCCCUACCGCGCAGAGUCCAUCUCCUCUGCCUACAGCAAGACGUCCCAGUCAUCCACAGGCAGUUCUUCUCCAGCGGCUCUCUCCGAAGCAGCAACCACAUACAACAGCUUCGAGAGCUCUCCCCUAGCCUCCUAUCCCACCUCUGCCCCAGCCUCCCAUCACGGACGCAGCGGUGAAGGAUACACUACCACGGCAGCUUCGUCUCUGGAAGCAAUCAUCGAGCCGGUCAUUGAGCCGCUGAGAAUGACUGCCCCUGAGUUUACGUACAAGUACGCGGAUACCACGAGGCGGUACAACAGCCAGUACAAUGCGGCCAUUGGAAGCUAUCUUUCGAGCAGCCCGGGCCUUUCGAAUUACACGCUCAGCAGCGAUGAGCACGAGCGCAAGCCUAGAAUGCGGACUUGA